Molecule: messenger RNA, 3062 nt
Organism: Sarcophilus harrisii (Tasmanian devil)
Lineage: Eukaryota; Metazoa; Chordata; Mammalia; Dasyuromorphia; Dasyuridae
Gene: C1H18orf63
Product: chromosome 1 C18orf63 homolog
Exons: 14
Coding region: 232-2253 (673 amino acids)
Source: RefSeq, a predicted model, not a curated record
GGAGCGCGCGUGCGCAUACCCUUGGGCGGGCUCUGUCCGCUGAGGGCGGUGGCAAGGCGCUGGUGAAGGCGGCUGCAGCGGCGGCGAGUGGGGGCGUUUUUCCCCCCUCUGCGUCCCAGCCUCCCUGACCCUGGUGGGGAUCUAACACCACCAAGCUUCGGGAGAAGGGGUGGAGGAAGCGGUUUCACUAUUUCGAGGCCAGGUUGCUCUUUGAUACAGUCGGCAGAAAACAUGAGUUUUUCUGGGCAACAAUCCCUGUUCUUCAUCAGCCUUCCAGACCUCCAAAAGCUUUAUGCUGUCAAGGUAAUACUAAGUAAUCAAGUGGCAGAAAUUAGAAGUGUACAGAUGAAGAUGUGCAGGCAAUUGCUGCUUAUGCAUCAAGAGCUUCUUACAUCACCUGUUCCUGGAAUAUUAAAUCAGAUCUGGGUAGUGAUGGCGAUACCAUUUUACAAAUCAGGAAAACUUCAGGCUUACACAGAAAAACAUGGAGCUAAGGUGGUGACUCCUCAAAAAGUAGUUCCUGCCAUUCUUCAAACCUGUCUUUCCUAUUCAGUGACAGCCAGACUUUCUCCGUCAUGGAAUAAAGCUGGUCAUUUACUAAUUCAAGGGAGAGAUUUUCUUUCUCAAACGGGAAAGCAAAGUGCUGUUGUUCUGGACAUCAAUGUAACAGAAUCGCAACUUUGCCUCAGUAUAGAAGUUUGUACAAUUAGACUACCGCCACCCCAGCUUAAUGACUUUGACAUUUCUGAAAAUAUAUUAAAGAAUUUUGAUGGCAACAAGCAUGCCAUUAUCGAGGGGCACUCCAUUUUAAGCAACUGGUGCUAUGUCUUGCCAAGCAUGAAAAUGGGACAGAUAACAAAUAUUCUUCAUACUGUUCCACCUGAUUGUCCUUUUCGGUCACAUGAAGAUUUUCAGAUGCACUGGGAUAGUUUGUAUGGAUACAACCUCCCAGAGGAUUGUGGAAAGAUGGAAAUUUACUUCACUGUCUACUUCAAAUUGAUAGGAGAAAAGCUUUUCACGUACCCUAUUAAUUGCAUCAGAAGCCAACCUGUACAGUUUUUUCCAAGGGUUGAUAUGGAAAAUGUGUUGAAAAGCUUUCUUCUUGAUCUGAAAUCCAAAUUCCCUCAUAUAUGUGGCUUUCCAAUAAAGAUGACAAGUAAGCCAUACUACUAUACUCAAGACCUCAUCAAGCCUUCUUUACGGGGAAACAAAGUCAAGACUCCUAAUCUGACUACCAAAAAAAUAUUUAGUCCUCUGACUCAGAUCCCUUCCAUAAAACCUACCUUGGUUCAGAGUCCAUUUUCAGCUACUAUGGAAUUUGACCACAAGAUGGAGCUUUUAGCCAACCAGCCAAAGCCAAGUAUUUUUUCAAGUCUUAAUCUGCAGCCAGACUAUGAGAAUAAAGGCACAUGUGAUGAGGAGUCACAGCUAUCUUUUGAAGCAUCCAGAUACAAAAGCAGGAACAUUCAAGUUCAAGAUGUAAUUCCUGAUAACCAAAAUAAAAGUACCACUAAAAUAAUACCAAUUUUUAAAAGUAGACUGAUUCAAAUGAAUGAAAAUAUCUCAAAGCCUGUUAAUCAGAAGAAAAAGCAGCAUAUUGGUACAGAAUCAAAGAUAUUUGCACAUAAAUCUUGUGUGACCCAAGUUAACAAAUUGAAUUUGGGACAGUCUGAGAAAAAAAGAACUAAAAAUAAUACAUCUGCAACACAAAUUCUAAAUGCAAAUCCUAAGAGUUUUAUACCUCCACAAGACCUAUAUACAAAGUCAAAUUUUUAUCUGCCUAAGUGUACAUCAUCACAUGUAAGUUUGAGUGGACACAAGCUCCAGUUUCCUGGUGAUUCAGUAUUUCACUUGUCAGAUAACAACUCAAAUUCAAUUAGAAAUGUUAUGAAAAUCCAAAAGAAAGAAAAUUUAGCAAGUCAGCAUCCCAUACAAGUUUUGGGGAAUAGCCAUGAGUUACUACAAAAGAAAAGACAAUUAUACAUUUUUGAAUCAGACACAGAAACAGAAGAAUCCCUGCUACCACAACAACAAUCAGUGAAUCCAACUAAAGAAGUGGAUUUAAAUAUUUGCCGAUUAGUAUCAACUAGGCAAGCCACUAAAUCAAAAAGGAAAUCCCACCAAAAAUCUCCCGAAAAUUUAAAAAACAGCAAUAUUGCCAUUCAUCAUGGACCAUUCAACUCCUCGGCUCAUCAGGGAAAAGGAUUAAGUAAAUCAAAACCUAAGAAAUCCCAGAUUAUUCCAAAUAUUUAGAAUAUGGAGCUGGAAGAGCAUCAAAAUAUCCACCAGCCUUAUUUCACACUGCCUAUCAUUGCUGCUGUUCUGCCAGACUGAAUAUUCAUUACCUGCCAGAUAUUCAACAUCUGAAUUUGAAGACUGGUUCUGCCAUUCACUACCUGUGUCAGUGUGGACAAAUCACUUUUCUCUCUAGGAAUCCAUUUCCUCAUCUAUAAAAUAAAAUAAAAUAAUUUAGAUUAAAUAGCUCAAAAGCCCAUUAUUUUUACUGGAUUUGUAAUUUCAUUGGUGUAAGGAAAUUCCUAGUGAGUAAGCACUCAAUCUGAAUGUCCAUGGGGAAAAAUAAUCCUGCCUGUCCUCAAAAUAUAUGGCAUUUCAUCCAUGAUGCCUUCACAGUAAUCUUCUGAGUUAUAAUUCUCUCCUUCUUGAAUUUUGAAUGGCACUUAAUUUUCUUUAUACUUAUAGAUCAUAACAUCUUAGGAUUAGAAAGGAUCCUUGAGAUCAUAUAGUUCAACCCCUUUAUUUUCCAGAAGAAAAUGGUUAAGUGAAUUGCUUAGACCUACAUAGCUAAGUAUCAGAAUCUGAAUUUGAACCCAUGUUGUUUGUCUUCAUAGCCAAUUUUCUGCACUAAUUGUGCGUGGUUUUUAUUUGUAAGGUUUUGUGCAUGUUUGUAUUAUAUUUUCCACUAGAUUGUAAACUUUAUGAGAUUUGUGAUCUGUUUUAUUUAAUCUCUCCCUCUCUUUCAGCAUAUAGUUAACUUAGUCCUCUUUACAUAUACAAUGUUUAAUAAAAAUUUUUUUGAAAUUGUGUUAUCUAAUUUGCUGUCC